Molecule: messenger RNA, 1218 nt
Organism: Phytophthora sojae
Lineage: Eukaryota; Oomycota; Peronosporomycetes; Peronosporales; Peronosporaceae
Exons: 7
Coding region: 1-1218 (405 amino acids)
Source: RefSeq, a predicted model, not a curated record
AUGGAGGCGCGUUGCUGCUCGCGCCAGAAGGAGCCAGAGGUGGUCGGCUGCAUGACCGACAAAAGCGUGGCCUCCGACUCUGAGGCUUCCGACACCGACAAGUGGUUGGAGACUGUGAUACUGAAGGUUCACUCCAAAACCCAAGAACAAGAUCGCAAUUUCGAACAUCUCACGACGCAGUUAACGCAGAUGUACGGCAGCCAUGAGAGUCUCUAUCAGAUACAGCUGGAGAUGGCGAAGCGAGUGCAGCAGCCCGGUGAACGUCUGCGGGACUUUGCUGACAGUCUGCGUGAGAUUGGAGUCGCUCACCCAGACAUCCCGGAAGACUGGUAUGUCGAAGCGUUCAUCCGGGGCAUCAACAACACGGACUGGGCGAUGGUAGUGCGCAUCCAGAAACCAACGGCACUGAGUGAUGCUGCCCAGUUUGCUGUAGAGAACUUUGGAGACUACGGCGAAGGAUAUCAAGUGAAACAGUGGCAGAAAGCAGCAGCUCUUUACCGCGGAAGACAACAUUGUAAUGGUUUGGCAGCUGGUGAGGCGAGAACGGAAUUUCCUGGUCGCAAUCCAGUGAAAAUGCAGCAUCAAGACGACGCUCGACCGCCCCGCUACGACACCAGAGGAAGACGUCUUGCAGAUCAGCGCAACGAAGCAUUAUCGCCAGCCGCACGACACGCGAUUGCGGUGGCGGUACGAGUUGGUGAAGCAGCAGUGCUGACGACAUCACGCAGCGCUAUUCGCAACUCGAACGAAGCCGAUCGCAUCGAAGGUGCACGACGUAGCGGUGACGCUGGUGAAGUGAUCCAGGUACAUGCGUUUACAGUGGACAACGAGGACCAAGAUGCGGACAAGAAGCACUCGUUCGACAAGCAGUACAAGGACGGCAAGAACAGCAAGUACAUCAUGGACGCCAUGGGGAUGAUCGCCGGUGAUUCAAGGACGGAUGACAUGGUUGCGAGCUACAACGAGACGGAUACGGCGAUGCGAGAGCGCCAGCUUGCACACUUGCAGAUCGGCGCUGUGAAGCUCAAGCACGGAGUCGACACAGUGAAGUACAAGGGCGAACAUAUACGACUUAGCGGCGGCAGCAGUGCUGUGGUGACGAAGACGCAAGUUGAGCCCUCGGCGGCCAGCAGUGUGUUCGUGUUGACGACUCAGAUCUAUACGACCGAGGCAAGUACUGUGCUGAAUAAGCCUGUCGCUCACUCUGCCUUGGAAUAG